GGGCGGAGCGCUGAGCCGGACGGACCGCGGCGGGGCGGGCGCCAUGGCGGGGCCGCUGCUGCAGGCCUGGGGGCGGGGGGCGGCCCUGCGGAGCCGCGCCGCUCUCCGUCCGCUGGGGCUGCUGGCCCCGCCGUGUCGGGAGCUGGCGGGGCCGGGGGAGGCGGCGCUGGAGGAGAACCCCUUCUACGGGAAGUACCGGCACAAGAUCCAGGAGCUGCGGAGAUCCAGUCCAGAUGUGUUUGAAUCCCGUAUGGAAAAAAGACAUGAAGUGAAAAAGCAGCCCGUGGGAUAUUCCAGUCAAGGAGAAUUUGUCAGAUGCAUGGAGGAAAAGGCAGAUGGCUUGGGCACAAAGGCAUCAAAGGGAGGAUUCACAAAGGAUAAGACACUUGAUUCAAUUCUUAAUGUUGAGAUGGUGAAAGAAAAAUCAGCGGAGGAGAUAAAACAGAUUUGGAAUCAGUAUUUUUCUGCAAAAGAUACAGUUUAUGCUGUCAUUCCUGCAGAGAAGUUUGAUUUAAUAUGGAAAAGAGCCCAGAAAUGUCCAUCGUUUCUAUAUGCUUUGCCAAGAAAAGAAGGCUAUGAGUUCUUUGUGGGGCAGUGGUCAGGAACAGAAUUGCACUUCACUUCCCUUAUAAACAUUCAGACGCAAGGUGAAACUGCUCCUAGCCAGUUGGUCUUGUACCAUUAUCCUGAGCUGCAGAAGGAAAAAGGGAUAGUACUGAUGACAGCAGAAAUGGACUCCAAGUUCUUGGUGGUCCAUGAAGCACAGUGCUUGGCGAAUCAGGUGCAGCUUUUCUAUGCAACGGAUCGUUCCGAGACCUACGAAUUAGUGGAGACCUUCAAUCACAGAUCUAGUGAAUUUAAAUAUAUGUCAGUUAUAGCAGAGCUUGAGCAAAGUGGACUUGGAAAAGAACUGAGACCUGGUCAGGUUUCUGACAAGUCGUAGAGCCUGACCUGUGGGGGGAGCAAGCCAGCAGCAGGCAGGGGGUUUCCAAGGUGGGGUGGUCCUGUCUCUUUUGGUUUAUGAAUUUGGUCUGGAUCCAGAAAGGAUCUGGAGACAUCCUGGGAGCGUGUGGUAGUCAAGCCUGUGUGGCACUGAGGCAAGAUGAGGACUUGGGCCACUUGAAGGACAAUAACUAAUUGCCAGAGUGGAGCCCUGUACUUCAGUGUAACUUCUUCAGAAUGAGCCGUUUUCCUGUCCUGUUAGUGCUGCAUGCCGUAUUUUUGAAAUCUGAAAUAUUAAGUGACAGAACCAGAGCUAGUAAAUACACUUUAAGUGCCCUCUGCCAUUAUAAUUGCAUGGUCCAGUGCUUUUGAAUCUGUGUGGAAUUUAUACAGGCUUGUCCAUCAAGAAAAAAAGAUUGAAGGUCUAAAACAGACACCUCUUUGUUACUUUGAAUGUGAGGUUCCUUAUACAGAUGUAUACUGUGGCCUGUGUUUUUCUCAGGAUUAAAAAAAAUAGAGUGUAGACUAGAUUUGUUAUAGGAAUUUUGUGCUUCUUAGUUGACAUCAAUUUUAUCCUGUUGCUGUGUUUCUGUCUUAGAGAUGUUUUUCUUGAGGAUGAUAUUAUGAACAUGUUUGGGUUUUUUUGUAUAUUUUUACUAGUGUAGAGGAAUUACUGCCUGCUUCAUAGAAUUAAUUUUUCUCAAACUGGCAUCUGGUCUGCUAACUCUACAAAUGAUGUUGGAAGGGGCAUAAAAUAGCUCAUGUUCCCAUUUCAAGAAAGGCACUACCUGUAAUAAAAGCAAGGUGGACUGGCAUAGUAACAGAGAGAGCCACCAACCAGCUUCUCAAUUGCUAAGUGAUGACUUGUGAAGAAAAUGUAGUGGUAUAAAUAUGUAUAGCUGCUCUAACACAGCAAUGUUGGUAAGAUUCUGGCUUUACAGACUCCAGCAGCUUUGGUUUUUUAAACCUGUCUUCAACAAAAGAAUCCCAAAGCAUUCAUGCUUCGAGCUUCUCUUGUUUUCAUUCCCAGCAGAGGCAGCCAGCGCGUCUGUGGACAAGGGCAUACUGCAGCGGUACAGUGUGCAGCCUGUGCGUGGAUUCCCAGCAUACCACCAUUGCACAGGUAGACAAGGAAACAGGGGGGACAGCCAGGAGCUUCCCAGGAGCAAUGCUGCAAUAUUUCCCACAUCCACAUCAAAACCUUGGCACUAAUUCACCCUUAGUAUGAAUUAUCCAUUAUAUCCAUGCCACACUGUGUCUUCCCGUCAGCCUGCUGAAGCUAGCAAGCAUCCGCUCCUUUGCCAAAGACAUGGAGGCAAGAAGGGUAGGCAGCUUGUCUCUCUGUUAGAGGAAGACCGAUUUUUCGGCAGUGCUGGUAUCAGAUUUUCUGUGCUACCCUUAACCAUGACCUGAUACGGAGGUUUGGUUAGUUUUAAAGGGCUCUGACGCAAUCUGUUCACUAGUGUGAUUGGAGGGCCCUGGUGCCGUAAUACUUGCUGUCGCUCCAUACUUCCUCAGCCCAUCCUUUGGACAAGAACAUUGUUCAGGUCAUCACUAAAGGUGGACAGUAAGGUUUUAUUGUUGGGGUCUGUUUUAGCAGCGACUCGUACGCGUUGGGUGUGAGCUCCUGUCCAUUCAGGAAAUGACAAGAUGUUCUUGAAAGAGGCACAUGUUCUCUUGGGGCCUUGCUGCAGGGAGAUGGUCAUGCUCCCUAGUAAUGUCAUCUUUUUGUUUCUGAUUGUAUCGGGUCUGUGAGUGUGUGCAUACCAGGGGAAUAAUCAGAGGAGGUGUGGACAGGGCCGUGAUAAUCUGAACAGCAAAUCACCUUUAUUAAAGAGCCUUUCUACUUCUAUUUUGUAGCAUUUGUGCUCCAUUUAUCAUUUUCCCUUAGCUGAUACAAGGGCAGUUUUGAUUCAUUAUUCACUUCCUGGUUUGAAGAAGUCAAAGUUGCUAUAUUGAUUUUUAAUAUAGCUGUAAUAUAACAUCCCUGGGUGAGUAAUGAGCAACAGGAGUGAAAUUCAAGGCUUCCAAGUCUACACCUGAGCCUCUUUCUGAGCAUAAAAGACCGAAGUCUGCAGAGUAAGGCUGUAGCAAUCACUACCUCUAAUUCUGAGUGGGGUUUUUUUCAACCCAUCGUGAUUAAUCCCAAGCUAAGAACUCCAGGGUUUUAAGACAGACAGAAGUAGCAGAGACAAAAGGAAACAUUUCUUGGCGUUGCAUGAUUGGAAUGUUUCUUAAAUAAGACCUAAACUGAGAAGGCAAAGUUGAUCAAACUGCCUGCAGACAUUUUGUAAGAGAACUGCAUUUCUGGCCCUGGCAGAGGUGGAAUGGACUGAUGGAGGGAGCAGAGGCUUUUUUCUGCAGGUGUAUUCAUGUACCUUGAAGUGCACGCCGUAACACGUUUCCUCCUUGAGUCAGGGUGAGAGCGCUUGGCACAGAAACGACUGACUUGCUGUCAGUGAUCUGGUGCUGUAUUGCAUCUCCCUGAGGAGCAGAGGCACAAAGAGCUGGCUGGAUUUGUAUUGCAAUGGCAGGGACGUAGCUGAGGGUUUACAAAAUGGGAAGCUGCAUGUGCUCCUGGGAGGUAUUCCCAGAUCUGCUGCUGGGGACAGGGUUUGCUGCAGCCCCGGACAAUGUUCCUGCUGCGUUGACUCCGUGAAGCCAGUCUGAUGGACUGUGCCGCUAAAACACUGUUGUGAGUGGGGAAGCUUCAGACAGGUAUUUCCUACUGUGUUCCUGUAUGAUCUGUAUACAAAUUGCCAUCUGUAUUCCUACAGAUUAUAACAUCAUGUAGGAAUACAGAUUGUAAAAGCAGAUGGGCCGAUAUUCUGUGAUGCUGUAUCAUCAAACCAGAGGAUCUUGGUCAUGGAAAACAGUUGUUUCAAUAUUCAGUGGCUGCAAGUUUGACACUCUGUGAAUGAACUCCCUAAUUUGUAAAUGGAAAAGUGGAAACAUCCAGUACUUCUGGCAAAACAUAGGCUAAUGCAUGUGCUUGUGUUACAGUUAGGACUUGAACAGCACGCUCGGAUCUGUGCUGGCUGCUGCUGUGGUGGUGGUGCGGCUGAAACUGGGAUGAAGACCCAUCAUAAAAAGGUCCAAGAGAAACUCUAGGCUUCAUCCUCCAUCCCACUGAGUGCUUGCUGUAAGGGGGAGUAACUCAGCUGAAGAACUGGCCCGAUAAAGCAUCCUUACUGCAGAAACAGGCCAGUGGUGGUUCAUGGCUGCGUGGUUGCCCCAGUGCCUGGGACGCACUUGCGCAUCAACCAUGGUGCUGGCUGCCCGGCAUAGCCUUGGCACGGGUGGGCGCCUGCAAGCCGCAGCACGGACACGGACACCUGGCUCCAUCUGUGGCUUUGUGCAAACUGGCAGCUGUGCCAGUUUGAAGUCAUUAAAAACUCGCGUGGGUUUUGUGAGAUGUGAUGAGCUUAGGAUAUGUGCUGAGCCUAAGGGCUGGUGGAAAUGCUGCUAAUCUUCACGUCGGGAGAAGGUAACAGACUUGUGUGCUGUACAGCCGCUAGAGGGAAGGUUUGCCUCCUCGUUCUGAGCUGCCAGUGCGCACACAGCUUGCGUGAGCCUGUCUGCUCCGCGCGGUGAGCUCGGGGUGAGCUUUGUGCUAAAAACCAUGGUAGAUGCCCAGGCUGCUCCUAGAUGGUCAGCAUCGUGGUGGGCUGCACUGAGACCAGCGGCUGCCCUAGUCUGGUGGUCUAGAUCCUAGAUGAGCUGCCUGGGGGGGGGGGUGGGGGGGUGCGUGUGUGUGCAAACAUCCUUUUCCAGGUUGCUUUGCUGAUUUCCAGCUGUUUGUGGGCCAGGGUCUUCCUGAGCUGGAUGCAUCUGUCCUUAGCCAGUCCUAAAGUGGGCAUGUUCAUGGAGAGGCCCAGGUUUCCCUGUGGCCCCAUGUAGGCUUCAGUUCCUGCAGCAUCCUGUGGCAAGGACUUCACGGCUGAACCAGGUGCUGUAGAAACAACCUCCUUUCCUCAGGGCUGUCUGUUGGUCUGUCUCAGGCUGGAGGAGGGCCCAGGGCCAGGAAUGUGGGAGCAAGCAGUUCCUGCUAGGAGUAGUGGAGCGAGUUUUGCAACCAAAGCCUCUUCAUUAUCAGCAUCUCGAACCCCUUGGCUUGCGCACCCACCCCUGUCGCCCCAGGGAGAUGUACCCCCGUGUCAGCUGGAAACCUAGAGCCCAUCCUGCUCCCUGGGGAGACACCCUGGAUUGUGAAAGGCGGCCGUCACAGCAGUCAAGGAAGUGCAGAUUGAAAGAUGAUGUUCUCGCCCUCACUUAAAAUGCUGAGUCCAGUGCUUUUUCAUCUGUGCCCCAUCUUUUUUUUUUCCCCUGUGCCUUAGAAACUGGCAAGACUCCAGUGUCCUCUGAUUUGCAGCUGAGGAAGUUCUCACUCCCUAUCUCCUGAGCUUGCACAGGGCUCAGUGGGGCAGAGAGGGGGAACAGGCUGUUCCCGAUGCUGCAUAGCCAAGGCAGAUUUUUCUGGGCAUGUCCUUUGCCUCUCUGGGAAUAACCAGAGCAAACCCACGGCGCUUUUUGCUGUGUCUUGUCUGCACAGGCAUGCAGAGCCUUCAAACCCUGCCUGGGAACAAGCAUCUUCCUGGCUGAUGGGGUGCUGUGGUGGUCGGGUGCAUGGUGUGUGGGGCAUCGCGUGGCCAGGGAGAGCCUGGCCUGGUGCUGCAGCUGGUGGGGGCUUGCAGGGGGCUUACAGCACCCACCCCCCACCAGUGCAGCUGUGUCCUGCCAAGCCUGAAGCUGCAUCACCACCUUGGGCCUCUUUCCAUGACCGCCUGUGAGGUCUGAUGGAGCAGUCCAGCACUCCAGGCUUGCUUCCUUCCCUGCUUCCUUCCCCCUGAUAAAUUCAGUCAUGCACCUGCCUUCAGGAGUGGGGCCAACCCCCCCUUUUCCUUCCUCCGGGCCAGACAAAUGCCGUCUUCACAAUAACACAUCCCCCCUGCCCCAGUCCUGCCCCUCAGACUUUUUCCUCUCUUCCAAGUGACUCUUGCCCUCCCUCCCUGCAGCUGGGACCCUGGGUGGCUCGGGGACUGCGGGCUCUCUGCUCUGCGAGGUUUCCAAAACCCCAUGCAAGGGAGUAACUCCCUGAUGAGGAGGUGCCGCUCAGCCCCAUGGACUUGUAGGGCUGCAGCUGAUGCAACUUCAGCCCCCUGCUAUCUUCCAGGCCCCUCUCCUUUGGCUCCAGACUGCUGUGGGUGGGAGGACCCCAUCUCACCUCCAAGUAUUUUGGCUCUGUCUUGCCUGGAUGUAAAUCCUGGCCGUGAGUUCCUUUCAGGGUCUUUGCUAUACAGCCAAGCCCCCUCAGUUUUGGAUUUGUGCCCGUUUUCUGCUGAGGUUUCUGUUGAAAGUUUCCUCCUGGCUUGGCAUCAGCUGUCAGGAGUUACAUCUGCUCUGCAGACCUCCGCCUCCCGCUCGUGAGGUCCGAGGACAUUUUGUGGUUUCCUGCAUUCCUUGAGGAGAAGCUCAGACACUGGUGCUUGCUGGGUCCCUGGGGUGGAGAACAGUAGCAUUACUCGGCCCGUGUUGGGACCUGGCGCGGCUGCGAUGUGCCAGCAGGGAGCAUCCAGCAUUGGGGACACUCCCCCAGGUGCCAACAAAAAAUUUGCAGAGCCGCUGUUGCUGCCUGAACCUACUGGAGCCAGACAAGGGGCUGGUUUGCCAGUGACCGGGAAGAGUCUUCUGGGCUGCUUGAGCUGGAUCUUGAUUUUAGGGGUGUUGCUUCAACCUGAGGCUGGCUACGAUGACUGCGAGAGGUUUGCUCAGGAGCGGGGCAAGGCUGGGGGGGUAAAGGCUCUGCCUCCAUAAAGCAGUCUGCAGGUCUGGGGGUGGGUGUACACGCAGAGACGAGCUUUCAGGGUUACGGCUGUUGUACUGAAUCACCUGAGGGUCACGGCGGGAAGCAGCCGCACGGGUGAGUGUGACAGCUCGUGCUUCCCUCCUGCCUCCGGAGCCGAGUGUGCAGGGUGCUUCACCUCCGCGUUUUAUCUUCUCUGCAGAAACGUGCUGCAGGUGUGAGACAGCCACCUCACGCUGCAGGGGGUGCCCAGCAGGGGUGAAUCCCGCAGGUCCUCACGUGUCCUUGUCCCAUUUCCUGGCCCGUGACCUGCCCUUCAGCCGUGUCCCAAACAGUGACAGGAGAAGUCCAGAUCUGCAGGGAUGUGUCCAACUGGAUGCACAGCCUGCAUGGUGUCAGAAGCAAGCUGCUGUCCCGUGAAAGCCCGGAGCCAGCCAGCAGCACGGGGCCGUGCGCCAAAAAGGACCUCAGCAUCUAGGAAUGGAGCGUGGGUGUGGGUGCUCGCCGUGAGCGUGUGCCCGCCGUGGGGGCUGCCAGCCAGGCUUCCCGGCGGGUUUUCCAGGGACGUCUGGAGCUGACGGCGGGGAGCAGAAAUCGCAGUGAAGGGAUUUGGGGCUGGAAGCCGGGCGUGCCAGGGGAUGAGGCCUGGAGCUCCUGGUGUUUGGGAUUAUGGCUCUGAUGGUGGAGUAAUCACUCUUGGGACUGAGCCACAGCAGUCGGGUGCCACGGAGGCCAUCGGACACCUCUUUGCAGGACUCCCAGCAAGUCACUGGUGGCAGCAGCAAGAUUUCAGCCCCCAGGAAUGAGGUGUUCCCUUCCCCAAGCAGUUCCAGCAAGUUUGCACUAAGAUCCUCACCCGUCUCUUCCGUGUCUUUGUCCAUGUCUACAUCCACCACUUUGACAGCAUCAUCAACAUGGGUGCUGAGGCUCACGUCAACACCUGCUACAAGCACUUUUACUACUUCAUUAGGGAGUUCAGCCUCGUUGACCAUCGGGAGCUGGAGCCUUUG
Molecule: messenger RNA, 7755 nt
Organism: Falco peregrinus (peregrine falcon)
Lineage: Eukaryota; Metazoa; Chordata; Aves; Falconiformes; Falconidae
Gene: ATPAF1
Product: ATP synthase mitochondrial F1 complex assembly factor 1
Exons: 14
Coding region: 44-943 (299 amino acids)
Biological process (GO): mitochondrial proton-transporting ATP synthase complex assembly
Cellular component (GO): mitochondrion
Source: RefSeq, a predicted model, not a curated record